This is a messenger RNA of Peromyscus leucopus (white-footed mouse), 906 nucleotides long. RefSeq lists its product as uncharacterized. The transcript is spliced from 3 exons. The coding region runs from base 1 to 873 and encodes 290 amino acids. Lineage: Eukaryota; Metazoa; Chordata; Mammalia; Rodentia; Cricetidae. The record is from RefSeq and is a predicted model, not a curated record.
AUGACGGUCCAGUGCUCCAACAUGAAAACGACCAAGUGUUCGAUCACGACCAAGUGCUGGAAACACUGCCCAGUGCUCCAACGAGUGAUCUUCUCCGACAGAGGUGAAGAUCUCCAGCAGUGGCUUCAAUGUCUCCAGGGUGACUUGGCGGCAUCCGACCUGAGGACCGACUCUUCCAGCGAUCCGGACUCCCCGCGGGCCUCCCACGAGGGACGCGGGCGACCAGAGACCUCGACCAGAGUGGAGGACUCUGACCUAGAACCGGUCCCAGAGGCAGAGCAGCACCGGCCCUGGUCCACGAAUCCCGGGACACCGAGACCACGGAAAGGAGAAACCCUGGGGAUUGUGAAUUCAAGACGACAGAGCAGUUCUGUCCACUUUGUGGAAGAUAUGUCGGUUCUUCACAGCACAUCUGGAAGGAGUCCAAGGUAUUCCCCGGCCAGGCCACUGUGUUCCUUCCCAGAGCCAAGCCACCGCUUUGAAGAAUUUUGGUCUUUUGAGUGGGAAUUGUUUUCUCUUCCAAGUGCACAUGAUAGCUGGGACUGCCUCAGAUACCACCCCAGACCAAACAGUGCCAUGAAGAGGAGUGUAGAUGUCUUCCAGAGUGAGAGACAGAAGAAUCCACAAAUGUCCCCAGGAGAGGUGGACAAGGACAAAGACAGCAAUGUGGAGGAGCCAGACCAACCCUCCACAGGCUUGCUCAGCACCUGGAAGAAAGGACAGGAACUUGAGACCUAUGAUGGUGGAGACUGUCCUGACCCUGAUCCUGCUUCUGACCAUCCCAGGUGCCUAAGCUGCUGGCCAUGGCUUCAAAGGGCUUUUGGCAGGAAGAGAAAAACCCAACAGAAUCUCAGGAGACCUGAUGCCUGCUAAGACUUGCAAUUAGGGGGUUGUCUGUCAGCUCCA